Messenger RNA from Serendipita indica DSM 11827, 3939 nucleotides. The record is from the annotation of a GenBank genome assembly. NCBI's taxonomy places the organism in Eukaryota, Fungi, Basidiomycota, Agaricomycetes, Sebacinales, Serendipitaceae.
AUGCCGCCAACGCUGCCAUCUUCUCUAUCUCCUCAUGUUACAACCAUCAUAUCAGCAGACCUUGUACAUCUCUUAACGACUUCGUCUUUGCCGCCUUUGCAUCAUAUUUUGCAAUCAUACUCGCCUCUGCGACAAGUUUCGACGCUCACGACGGCCCUCACACCUGUGCAGCACACAGCGUUCCACCUCCGAUUCACCAACCUCGAGGAAGUAGAGCUAGCUUGCAAAGAAGAUGAAGAGACACGUGCGAGUCGCUUUAUCGAUUGGCUUGGAACACGGAUAGCCCGCCGUGCGCCGAAAUGGGUGGACGAAGUGAGCCAACGACCACCAGAAACUUCACAUACGCGUAUGCCAUGGUGGGACGAUCUCAAGAAAUGUGUUGAAGGAGACUGGAUACCGUCGAGAUCCGAAGGAUGGAACCAUCCUGUUGCAGUGAUCUACGCGGUAUCUACCAUGGCACCGAAUCCUCUUCAGGCAGUCUCGCUUCUUUACUCGCGUCCAUUAGACCUUCCACCCUGGGUGGAGUCUUCGAUCCUACGGUAUAUUCUCAUCAUUCAUCCCAAGAAUUCUCCUCUCAAUAAUGACGAAUGUACCGCUCUAUACAACGCAGUUAAAAAGCAGUAUGGCCUGCACGUUCAUGUGCUGAACCUCGUUCUUGAGCCCGGUCCAAAGCCGAUACCAAUUAUAUCCCUUCCUCCACAACUGCCUCUUCCGGAAUCCGUCCGACAGCCCUAUACCGUCCCAGAUACUAGCGAGCUUUUGAUGUCCGACAGUGAUGCCCAAGCCACUGGGAAGUUUGUCCGAGAGUUCCUCACCCAAAGCUUGAUCCCGUGGAUGGAAAAGAACGUCAUGGAGUGGAAUGAAGCGUUCAACAGCAAGGGCUUACCUUCGCGACUCUUCACUUCAACAAGGAGACUCUUUGGAUCCUCUACAGUGACUCCUUCUACGCCAACGACCGGAAAGUCGUUCAGUCCGACAUCCCCAGCCACAGCGUCAAUCAGCUCUCCGUCACCACCCCAACAUCGUCGCCUGGCGGAGUUUGCAACGUUCCUCGGUGACUUCAAACUAGCAGUAACAGUGUUCGAAAGCUUACGUAGAGACGGAAAAGGAGGAACCGCAGUUCUUCCGUUGAUGUUGGCCCCCGGACCGAUACUCGUCUCACAUGCGGCACAGGCUCUGGCUCCAGUAUCCAUACACGAGCCGUCGGCGACGGCACUUUUAAACGCCCUCGUAUGUGCGGUUCGCUGGGAAACCGGAAUCCAGGACUUUCUCCAGAUCGGAGGCGAGCGAUGGCUCGCUUGGGCAGCGUCUACGGCAGACGAAGCACCUACAGCGCUUUUGUUAGGACAUGCCGCGCACUUGAGCAAGCUAAAGGGAAGCAAACGAAGAGCCGCCCUAUGGUAUGUCAUGUCGGCGCAUCGUUUAGAGAAAGUUGGCAUCAAAUCGCUCACCGCGCAUUUCCUACGAGAAGCUCGAGCUCUCUACGAAUCUCCUCCUGAAAAGCUUCUUUCCCCGGCGUACGCGGAGGCUGAGCAGUGGCCUAAAGAUAAUAAAACUUUCUCUACUGGCACGCUUCCCCUAGUUCUUGCAAACAUCGAGCAUUCUCUUGGUCGGAUACACUACAGUAGUGGUGAUACAGAAGCGGCUGUGCGGCUUUUCCUUGGGCUCCUGCGCUACUCCAUCCAGGUGGACGCCACAGACAUGGACUCUGUAAUCAUCGAUGAUUUCAAACAGGCGCUGGAACAUUUAGAGUCGACCCACACAGCAGUGGAGCUACCAAAAGAUCUAACUCUUCCCAUCCGCUUCUGUGUGGCAUCGGAGUCCACCGUCAGGCUCAACGACCAGAACGAAGCUCCUCACUCGAAAGAUCAAGAUAUUUGGACUCAACUCGAGACCAACUGGACAGCGUCCCAGCUCAGAAAGAUAAAGCUUGAGCAUCCACAGGCAGAAGUUAAUCGCCAGUUCUGGCUGGAUUUGGAACUGGAAAACCCGCUUGAGACUGCCGUAUUACUCAAGCGUUUCAUGCUCGGGACCAAGGUGUCCGUAGCUGGAACAGAACGUGGAGGAGAUGAGGUCGCGACUUGUCAACUGAUAGACGAAGUUUACCUCUACCCUCGGGAGAAGAGGAUGGUACCAAUUUGCAUUACGCCUCAUGUGGCUGGGACCCUGCUUCUCUUCGAAGCCCGAUAUUACUUCCUAUCUAGUCUCCCUGUCGUCGAGCCGAUAGCUGUCAAGGGCAAGAGACUUAAUGACACACUUGCCCAACGCCAAGAGGUCACAUAUGCCCCAUCUCAACCGAUUAAAGUUCCUGUGCGUAGUGGUGGUUGCAUUGUGGCAGUGGAGCUAGUCAACGAAGAGGAUGAGGAGGAAGAUGACCUGGUCUGUGUGCAAGGCGAAAUCUGCCAGUCGACUAUGCGGAUCACGAAUCGGGGGGUGGAGGAGGUGCGCGAAAUUUGGAUGACGACAGGAGAUUCGGUCUUUAUUUGGCUGGAUACGACUCGUAGCGAGAAAGCCACCUUCGACUCAUCAUCUGGCGCGGCUCAAGAAGCUUUUACGUUUUCAAACCACGGGGAUGACUCGACCUCAUUCCUUCUUCCUCUGGAACAGCUUUCUGGCAACAAUGUGCUAAGUCCAGGUCACUUUGUGGACGUCCCCAUCCUACUGUAUGCACCAGAAGUCACAGAUAAAGGCCUUAAUGUUCUUUUUACCUAUUCCAGCGUUCGGAGAUCAAUCAUUCUAUUACACCCAAUUUGCUCGCCCUUUUCAGGCAGUCCCGGCAUUCGAUAUAACAGCUACCGUUCAGACGUCUCCUACAACCCCUAUCCUUAUAUACUACGGGUUGAGGUAGAAAAUGUAUCUGAAGAUCUCGAGUUAGAAGUAAUGCAAAUCAGUGGACUCAGUAUGUUCUGGGAACUCUCGUCAUCUAUACCGUUCACAUCUGCGUCACUUCUUCCCUACCAAAUACUCAAGAGCUCCUUUGGGAUCCAGUACAAACCCGACAUGAAGCCAAAUGAAAUCCAGUCGCUCAUGGUGGCGAAGCUUGCCGAGUUUUUGACCGCCAAAUCACCUCCCAAGCGAGAUUAUCCAGAGGCAUUGUUACAUCUCAGUCACCUUGCCAUGAACUCUUUCUCUCUCUGCUCUCCAUCCCUAAAGCACUUUAUCUUGUCUACGAGGAGAAAAAAUCACAUCCAAGCGCUCACCGAGGCUUUCCCAAUUGUCCCUCGGCGGGUACUACAGAACCUUUUCCCCCUUUACGGCCCAAACACGCUCGACCUGGUACUAUUAUGGAAAUCGCCCACUUCUUCGCGCUAUGGCAUUCUUCUCAAAUCCAAUAUCCAAGUCGGAGUAGGCCAUGGUUUGCUCGAACCGGUCCUCGAGCGCGUUGCGCAGAGCAAAGGAAAGAGUAUGUACGCAGAAACGAUGAGGGAGAACGAACUCCUUUUGCAACACUUUAGAGAAUGCGAAUGGAAUCGCGAGACGGAUCCGCUGGUUGUAGUUGCUCGCCCUUUCAAAGCAGUGGUAGAGCACGAUUUCGCUACAGGGCCUUGCCUCAUCCCAAUCGAGCUUUCUCUCCACAAUUAUUCGCCAACCCAUCCGUUGAGAUAUACACUUCGCCUUUCCGGCGUACGAAUCACCCCACAUAAUCGACAUUCGUUCAUCGCGACAUACUCUGGACAACUCACACAUCAUGGGCAACUAGGUCCGCAGGAGAACGCCACAGCACGUGCUCAGCUACGUGCACCAUCUUCUGGCUCGUUUUCCAUCGAUGGGUGGCAAGUCGAGGUCGAGGUUGGCGAACCGAUAGCGCCGAGCGAUGAGAAUGAAGCGAAGGUAGAGUGGAAAUCACUCGCUCGAUACGCGCAACACCCUUCGGGCGCGGAGAGCACUGUUCUUGUGCGGAAUACCGUUCGACUUCAAGCGGAAGGUGACAGUAGAUAA